UUACUGUGUCCUGUGGUCGGCCCACGAUCCCGCCCUUCAUCUUGGAGGCCGCGAGUCCUGCGAAAAACGCUCAAUAACUGCCGCAAGGCCACACUCCAUCCCCUCACGUCUCCCGAGAGUUGCAGCACACCUCGAUCAUCGUUUAGGCGAAGCGACGCGCACUGGGAACAUUUGGAGCGCCGACUGCCACAUGACAUCAGCGUGGGCUAUCAGUGGCCUUCGUCCAAUCGCCGCCGAGUAGCCGCACGCACGCACACUCGCACACAUCCGCACACCACACACAGGUGGCAUGUUACCGGUGCACACCCUCAUCCGUCUACCGCCAUGUCGUUGACUGUCGCCUCCACCUUCGCCCGGCGCACCCGGUGCCCAAGAUCCGUCCAUACAGGGACGCUCAGCAUUAUCGGAACCACCGCGGUCGCUCGCAAUCCCCGGGAGCAGCGACGGGGCUACCGCUUCGGCCGCCGCUAUUCGUCGUAUAUCGAUCCCGACAUCUACCGCCGUCUGAAGGACUUUGGAUACAAUUACUGCGAGAACCUCGGAUGGCACCCGUCAUGGAAGAAGGACCGCCACUUUCAAGACGCCAUAUCUGCUUGGAAGCGUGUCGUUUGCGAUCGCCGCCCCGCUGACGACGAGGAUAGCGGGGUUGCCGGACGGAAAACGAGCAGGGGCGCAUCCUCUAGGAAGACUCCGGACAAUCCGGAAGGCAUCCGCCCAGGUCGGAACAUCGAGGACGCCGAGCGGGCGCCUCUGGAGCAUCUUCUGUUCGGCGGUCAGAAAGACCAGGGGUCGAAGGAAAAGGGAAGCCCAAGGACGGUCCCGAUCACGCCCAGCUCCUCAGGGGAGAAUGCCGAAGUCGACUACAUCAUUGAUCCCAUUACGAACCGCAAGGUGCCCAAAAAGUCAUCGGACGACACUUACUCCACCCAGGAUUCAGGGGUAGAGAUCCCGGUCACCACGUUCAAGUCAUACCGGUCUCAGUUCGCGUCGUUCAACCCGCCCGAACCGGAGAAUACCCCGGUCUUUUCCGACGGACCGCCGCCGGAGGCGGAACUGAAGAAGUACGAGGAAGACAAGCCGUGCGAGUCAGACGGAAGGCCUCAAAGCAAACCGCCUGCAGUGAGCCAUUACGGCACGCCUCGGCCCUCCCUGAUGGAUUCGCUGAGCAAGCAGCACAAGAGUGUCCGAUGGCACCAGCAUGAACCCAUCGCCUCGAUGGCUGCUGGGUCUUGGAGCCGUCCUACGAACCCCACCGAGGAUGCGGAGCUUUGCCGAUACACCCCCGUGCUCCACAACGAGCCCGAUGGCAAGGCGCCGGGCGAGCAAUCGAACCAACAGUACGAAGAUCUGCGUAAAUACGGCCCAGUUAAAGCUCACGAGCCAGACGGCAUGUACAAGGCGGAACACGGCUCCCUCGCGGAUCUGGCAGAACUGGGCCAGGACGGCAAGGACAAAACCGGCCGCGGCUAUGGACCGAAUGGCAAGUUUGCGGCUAACUACACCGAAGCCCCCGACGAGGCGGAGCUGGAAGAGUACAGCAAACCCUUCCUCAGCUGCGAGCCCGACGGCAAGUACGCAGCCAACCAUGUGUGGCCGAAGCACGACGAGGCCGAGCUAGCGAGGUACAGCGGACCUUUCUUCAGUCACGAGCCUGACGGCAAGUACGCGGCGUCGUACGUAGAGCAGAAGCCGGAUGAGGCAGAAUUGGCACGGUACAAGCCAUUUCGGAGUCACGAACCUGACGGGAAAUACGCCGCCAACCAUGUUGUGGAGAAGCCUGAUGAACGCGAGCUGGCGACUUACGGACCAUUCCGGAGUCACGAGCCCGAUGGGAUGUACGCUGCAAGCCAUGCGGCUGCGGCGGCGGAGCCGCCAGAUCUUCGGAAAUACGAAGCCUUCCGCAGUCAUGAGCCUGACGGCAAAUACGCUGCCGAGGCAGAGGCCGCGGCGGCUGCUGCUAGAGAGGCCCAAGACCUUGCCAAUCAUGAGGCCUUCGGCUACGAGGAUGCCGAAACGCGGCCGCCGCCCCAGGAAUUCCAGGAGAAUAAGGCUGCCCCUGACCUUCAGUCGUGCAACGCAGUCCAGGUUGAUGAACCGCAGGGCGCAGCCGAGUCCACUUCGGGGUACGACGUGAAAGGUGAAAGCCCUCGUGCCGCCGAGGCGAGCGAGGAGCCCAGUGGAACAAGGGUCGAGGAGGUGCUACCGCAGCCCGCGGCGGAGACGGCCGCGGAUGGCCUUGUCAGCAAGUCGAACGGCCUCACCGGCAACUACGUACGCGACUUCCCCGAAGAAUUCUCCAAGUCCUGGGCUACGGAGUCAUCCGAGACGAUCUCCCCGCUUCUGUCAUCCGAGCAGAAGGAAUCUGACGGUGCUGUGCAGCCGGCGCUUGAACGGAUCACCCAGACAAAGGCGGCCCCAGGCACAGGAAACGCGGCUGCCUCUCCAACAGCCGGACCAGCACAGCCCGCCGAGCCAGCGUUGUACAAGAUCCUCGUCUACGACCCGACAAUGCAGUGCAUCGAGACAGCCGAGACGACAUCCGCCGUUCCCGACAACACCGCACCGCUGACCCCGGCCGAGGUGCUGCUCCGCAUCUCCAACCCAGCCAAGUUCUUCCCCCACUUUGCUCCGCUGCAGGCCCAGGGCUUUGAGAUUGUCUCGGGCGGCGGCGACGUGCUCAUCUUCCGCAAGGUGCGCGAGGCUGUGGCCGAGCCGAAGACGUCCGGCGCGGCGGCAGCUUCCGCCAGUGCCGAGAGCACUGCUUCCGCGGCCGCCGUCAACCCCAUCGACAUGACCGGCGAGCGCAGCACCGACGGCGACGCCGCGGGCCGCUUCGCCAGUCCCACCGACUUCGUGGUCGCCGCGAGCAGGUUCGCGAGCCCGACCGGCUUUGUCAACUAUGACCUGCCGCCGGAGAUCGCCGCGCGGUCGGACGGCGAGGCAGGGCGUCCCGAGGCGCCCGGCCGCGAGCAGCAGAAAGGGGAGGCCGAGAGGCCGCGGAAGGGCAGUCUCACGAAGAAGGUCGCGAUCGGUGCGGCCUGGUUGGCAGGUUUCACGUACUCGGUUGGGGUGGUGAGCGAGUACUUCAAGUCUGGGGGAUCCAAUGGGAAGGGCCCGAAGGGGCUGUGAGGUACAUACCCGGGCCAUGUGACGAGGGGCCUUGUUUCUUUCUCGUCGUUCUUUCUCGCCGUUGCAUUUUCUGCUUUGCUUUUUCCUAGUUAUUAUUCCC
Molecule: messenger RNA, 3229 nt
Organism: Thermothielavioides terrestris NRRL 8126
Lineage: Eukaryota; Fungi; Ascomycota; Sordariomycetes; Sordariales; Chaetomiaceae
Exons: 2
Coding region: 325-3129 (934 amino acids)
Source: RefSeq, a predicted model, not a curated record